Messenger RNA from Acytostelium subglobosum LB1, 726 nucleotides. RefSeq lists its product as hypothetical. Gene Ontology annotation, molecular function: dolichyldiphosphatase activity. The transcript is spliced from 4 exons. Gene Ontology annotation, biological process: lipid biosynthetic process; protein N-linked glycosylation. The record is from RefSeq and is a predicted model, not a curated record. Gene Ontology annotation, cellular component: intracellular membrane-bounded organelle; endoplasmic reticulum membrane. NCBI's taxonomy places the organism in Eukaryota, Evosea, Eumycetozoa, Acytosteliales, Acytosteliaceae. The annotation marks the transcript as partial.
AUGAAGAUGACAGUGGAACAACCUGAAGCGAAUGUCCAUGUGGCAUUGACACAUUUGGAGUUGACAACAGUACAUUAUGAUAUGAACGAUCCUCAAGGUUUGAUCUGGGCGUACAUCACUCUGAUACCACUGAUCAUUGUAGUAUCCGUUGCAACUCUUGUCAUAUUCAAACGUGACUUGCGAACUGGCUCACUACUUGGAGGACUCCUAGUGAGUGAAGCGAUAAACUAUGUGCUGAAGAAGUCGAUCAAGGAGGGAAGACCAACUCAUAUCCAACAAUUGAGAAAGAAGAGUUAUGGAAUGCCUUCGGAUCAUGCACAGUUUAUGUUCUUCUUUGCAUUGUUGGUGACGAUGUUCAUGGUGAAGAAUAAGACAAAGAUAUGCAAACACAUCAAGAGAGUACUAAUUGUAGUUCUGUUCACAUUGGCCUUGGCUGUAGCCUACUCAAGGGUUCAUCUUGGAUAUCAUACUGAUAGACAGGUAGCUUAUGGUUCAGUUAUUGGUAUGACAUUGGCGAUGAUAUGGUACGGAGUGACUGAGUAUAUAUUUGUACCUUUCAUAUUCCCUUUGUUGGCUGAUUCACCAAUUGGUCGAUACUUCUAUCUGAGGGACACGACCUUGAUCCCCAAUCUUAUGCAGUUCGAGUACAACAAUUCCCUAAAAGAGAUCAGUAGACUAAAGCAACAAGGAUCAUCAUCACAGUCUCCAAAUCAACAAAAGAAGAAG